Molecule: messenger RNA, 1011 nt
Organism: Fusarium keratoplasticum
Lineage: Eukaryota; Fungi; Ascomycota; Sordariomycetes; Hypocreales; Nectriaceae
Exons: 4
Coding region: 1-1011 (336 amino acids)
Cellular component (GO): Golgi apparatus
Source: RefSeq, a predicted model, not a curated record
AUGAGAAUUGCAGACACGAAGCUGGAAUGGGCCUUUUUCGGUGUGGCGGUUGUACAAUUUGUGCUGGUCACGCUUCUUCAAAUAUCUGUUCUCGUCAGAUAUCUAGACUGGGUUAACCCUGCAGUCUAUCAAGUUCCCUUAUCUUACGUCAUUCCCAUGGUCUUUGUCAUACCGACCUUUGGGUGUCUCUUCCAAGCUACCGUGGCUCUUGAUACAUGCCGCAUCAAGAACAAGAUCCAGAUAUGGGCGCAGUGCGUCAUCAACAUCUGCCUCUCUGUCACGGCGGGAAUGCAAUAUGUCCAAGCCAAGGAUGCGACUGAGAGGAUUCUAAAAGGCCAUGACAUGUUUGACAAUCCCUUUGCGGAUAACGAUGAGCCGUUUUGGAAGUACACGCAGCCGGCUUUGAUUGCGUGUAUUGUCUUGUUCUCGGCCUGCAGUAUUCUCAUGGUUGCCCUGGCAUGUUGGCUACAUGUGGAAUUCUCAUGGACGCUGUAUGAACAUGCGUAUCUAGUGUGUCUCAAAAUUUCACUCCUCUUUGUUAUUCUCUUUGUCGUCGUCUACGGCUUUCUCAAUGUUCAUUACGAAGAGCCCGAGUUUGGCCUGACAAUGGCGAUCCUACCUAUUGCCGUCAUACACGCGGGUCUCGCAGCUUACUGCGUAACAAACGAGCAUAAAAAGGGCAUGCUUGUGGUGAUAGCUUUGCACCUCGGCCUUGUCGGCUACCUCGUCAGCAGGCUGACGAUCCUUUUCGGAAAGGGACUUCGGUCUAAGACAUUGAUGAAGGAAGAGAUGGUACUCUUUGCUGCUAUGGGUCUGUUCUUGAGUAUUGUAUCGGCGAUAGCUGCAGCCAUUUGCACGGCGAAUUUCGACAAGGGAUUGAAGCCGUUGCUGUUGGGUCAGGAGUCAAGGAAUCUGGCACCACCGCAGGAGUUUGAACUGACGAGACCACGGCCCAUAAGUGGUGUGUUUUCUCGUCCUGAACGGAUGUCGCGUCGCUUUGACAUAGACUAG